Messenger RNA from Corylus avellana, 1218 nucleotides. Its product is annotated as epoxide hydrolase 1. The record is from RefSeq and is a predicted model, not a curated record. Gene Ontology annotation, molecular function: catalytic activity. NCBI's taxonomy places the organism in Eukaryota, Viridiplantae, Streptophyta, Magnoliopsida, Fagales, Betulaceae.
UGGAAGCCAAAUCAUCUUAUCCAUUCUUGUAGAAAGCUGGAAACUCCACCUUCAAAAACCAGACUACUUUAAGCUCAAGAAGACGAGCAAGAACCAGAGAAAGAGAUAGAAGAUGGAGAAGAUAGAGCAUAGAAUAGUACCCACAAAUGGUAUAAACAUGCACAUAGCGUCAAUAGGUACUGGCCCAGUGAUCCUCUUCCUCCACGGCUUCCCUGAGCUCUGGUACUCGUGGCGCCACCAGCUUCUCCACCUCUCUUCCCUCGGCUACCGCUGCAUAGCCCCCGACCUCCGCGGAUUUGGAGAGACUGACGCGCCGCCCUCGGCCGCCUCCUACACUGCGUUCCACAUCAUCGGCGACCUCGUCGGCCUUCUCGACCAUCUGGGUAUCGACCAGGUCUUCUUGGUCGCCCAUGACUGGGGGGCUGUGAUGGCUUGGUACUUCUGCUUGUUCAGGCCCGACCGGGUCAAGGCCUUGGUCAACAUGAGCGUCGCUUUCCGUCCGAGGCACCCAGUAAGAAAGCCUCUGGAGAGCUUCAGGGCUAUGUUUGGUGAUGAUUACUAUGUUUGCAGGUUUCAGGAACCUGGGGAGAUUGAAGAAGAAUUUUCUCAUGCCGGAUGUGAAAGAAUAAUAAAGGGAUUUCUUGUAUCUCGCAAUCCACGCCCUCCUUGUAUACCUAAAGGAGGAUUUGCAGCUCUCCGUGAUACUCCAGUUACCUUGCCCUCUUGGCUGUCAGAAGAAGAUAUCAGUUAUGUUUCCAGCAAAUUCGGCAAGAACGGCUUCACUGGAGGACUGAACUAUUAUCGAGCUUUGGACCUAACCUGGGAGCUCACAGCAGCGUGGAGUGGAGUACAAAUCAAAGUGCCAGUGAAGUUUAUUGUGGGUGACCAUGACAUCACCUACAAUAUCCCUGGUGUCCAGGAUUAUAUACACCAAGGUGGCUUCAAGAAAGAUGUGCCAUUUCUGCAAGAAGUAGUUGUCAUGGAAGGAGCAGCCCACUUUAUAAACCAAGAAAAGGCUGAAGAGAUCAACGCACACAUAUAUGACUUUAUCAACAAGUUCUAAUUCUCUGUUUGGUUGUCCUGUCUUCUACCUGUAUAAAUAAAGAUAACAUUGAUGUGACUCCCACGUCUUUUGAAACAUUCUUCAGGAUUCUGUGCUUUUACAAGUCUAAUAUAUAUAUUUGGGACAAAUAUUAUUUAGCCCCAAACUACCAGUUA